This is a messenger RNA of Andrographis paniculata, 2589 nucleotides long. RefSeq names its product putative late blight resistance protein homolog R1B-16. The transcript has a single exon. Gene Ontology annotation, biological process: defense response to other organism. NCBI's taxonomy places the organism in Eukaryota, Viridiplantae, Streptophyta, Magnoliopsida, Lamiales, Acanthaceae. The record is from RefSeq and is a predicted model, not a curated record. The coding region runs from base 1 to 2589 and encodes 862 amino acids. Gene Ontology annotation, molecular function: ADP binding.
AUGUCUGCUUAUGCAGCUGUUCUUUCUCUUAUUCAUGCUGUGAGGCGAAUCCAGAAUCUUACAAGCAAAAGCAUCUAUCACAGCUGGUCUGUCGAUGAUCUAGCGAAAAUGGGGUAUUCCAUGCUUGAUUUUCUGAAAAAGUAUUCCUAUGGAGAUGAUCAAGAAGGACGAAAUAUGGAGAGACUAAUUGCAGAAGUUGCUCAUGAAGCAGAAGAUGCGAUUGAAAAUUGUGUGGCUGAUGAAAUCUUUAAUAGGUUGAGAAAUGAGCAUCGACACAUUCAGUUGCUCAAAGCAGUCGAAGAAAACAUGAAAUCCAUAUUGGAAAUGGUUAUGAGGAUUCAAGGAUUCGAGAAAGUCGAAGAUAAGCACCUUCCAUCAUCCAGGUCGAUCGAUCAGCAGCUGCCCGAAGACUCUGUUUUACGUGAAAUCCUCGAUUUGCUAAUCAAAGGACAAUCUUCGCGCGAAAUUAUUACAAUAUAUGGCAUUGGCGGCAUUGGUAAGACCACAUUGGCUCGAUCCGUUUAUGAAAAUUAUUCUGUUGUACGCCACUUCGUCACCAGGAUAUGGAUCCCUUUGUCCCAAGAAUGCACUCUUUUAGAUGUUCUUUUACGAAUUUUUAGCUCUCGAAAAGUACUAGACAAAUGUGAUUGUUUAGUAACCGCGAGCGAAAUAGGAGAACGCCUGAGCAAAAUUUUAUAUGGUCGGCGAUACCUAAUUAUAUUAGAUGGAAUGGCGAGUUUGGAAAUUUGGGAUGGCCUAAAACAUUUCUUUCCCGAUGACAAAAACAUGAGUCGAAUCAUUGUAACUACUCGUCUCUCAAAUGUGGCUACAUAUGUGAGCUCUUGUAGGCUUGAGAUGAAGUUUCUUGACAAAGAUAAGAGUUGGGAAUUGUUUCGUAAAACUUCUUUCGGACAAAAGAGUUGUCCUCGUGAACUUGAGAAUAUAGCAAAGGAAAUCGCUCGAAGAUGCAAAGGGCAUCCUCUCUCGAUCGUUGUUAUUGGAGGCCUUCUAAAAAAACUACAUUCGACUAAAAAAUGUUGCGAGGAUGUCGCAAGAGACAUGGACUCAGUUUUGCAUUCAGAAGAUUACGAAGAAUGGUGUUUAAACAUAUUAUCAUUGAGCUACAAAUACUUGCCCGAACAUUUAAAGCCAUGCUUUCUUUAUAUGGGAAUUUUUCCUGAAAACCAUGAGAUUCGGGUUUCACAACUCAUCAAUCUUUGGAUUGCGGAAGGUUUUGUCCGACCAGUUCAUAAUAACAAAAGUUUCGAAGAGGUCGGUCUCGAUUAUUUAAAGGAACUCGUCGAUAGUAAUCUAGUUUUAAUUCCGAGGUGGGGGCGAACCGGGGAUUUUAAAACAUGCUAUCUUCAUGAUUGUAUACGAAACUUCUGUUUAUCAAUUGCACAAGAAGAGAAGUUCUUUCACAUGUUAAGGAAAAAUGACAUUAUUCCGAAAGGCUUCCAUGACGAACUUCGGGUUGUUUUUAAUGAAAAGCAUCAUCCUCAAGAACUUGGUGUCAUCUUAUAUCCAUUACAGUGUCGUACGCUAAUAUGCAAUGGCGCGGAUCUGCCGCAGUUAAAGGAUACAUCUUUUCGUGUAUUGGAUGCAGUCGAUAUAAAUUCUUUUGAAGGUAUCUUUCGACAUGUCGACUUGAGGUAUAUUGGGUGUAGGUCAUCUUCUUUGAGCAGAGUUCCUUCAACCAUUUCAAACCUGUCGAGUUUGCAGACUAUAAUUUGCCGCAACAGAUGUUUGGUAUCAGCUCCAGUCGAAAUUUGGAAUAUGAAAAAUCUCAGACAUGUCGAAUUUACGAAGAUUUCUCUUCCUGAUCCACCUUCAUCCAUGGCGACGCCAGAUGAUCAGACCUUGGCACACCUACAUACUUUUACGACUAUAGUAAAUUUCACGUGCUCGUCUGAAGCCCUCUGGAGGAUGCGAUUUGUCAAGAAACUAAAAAUCAAGUAUGAUAGGACAGUGGCAGAUAAUUUUCUUGAUAAUCUUGGUCGUUUUUUCAUGCUCGAAUUGCUGAAAGUGUGCAUUGAGGCAGAGACAACUACCAUCUUGCUGCGUAGCUUCACUUAUAUAAUCUCACUGAAGAAGCUGACUUUAGACAACAUUGAGCUUUGCUGGAAUGAUUUGGAAAUGUUCAUCUCUUUGCCAAAACUCGAAGAUUUUAAACUUAACGGCAAUGUUUCAGGACAGGUGUGGUCUCUUAUUUCGAUUCCAUUAGAAUUCAGGUCUCUGAAAUCUUUGAGAAUUGGUGGAUCAACUGAUCUUGCUUUCUGGGAAGUCGACAAUUCUUGUUUUCCUGUUCUGGAAAUCGUCGAUCUUGGUGAUGUGCCACACUUGACUUGGAUCCCUUUCCAAAUAGGAGACAUUGAAACUCUAAGAGAGAUUCAAUUCCGUGGCAGCAUUGACACCACAGCCAUUUCUGCACUGGAAAUAUUGCUGGAGCGGGAGAAUCGUGGGAUUGAAGGACUUCAUGUUCGAGUCACCUUCGCGGAUCAAGUGGAAAAUCGACGCUUCUGGAAAAGGGUGGAAUCGUCGAAAUUACGAUGGAGUAGCAAUUUUAUUGUGGAGGCUGGUAAGUUGUGA